Phragmites australis (common reed) is the source of this 1033-nucleotide messenger RNA. Its product is annotated as phosphopantetheine adenylyltransferase 1-like. NCBI's taxonomy places the organism in Eukaryota, Viridiplantae, Streptophyta, Magnoliopsida, Poales, Poaceae. Bases 81 to 683 code for a protein of 200 amino acids. Gene Ontology annotation, biological process: coenzyme A biosynthetic process. The transcript is spliced from 6 exons. Gene Ontology annotation, molecular function: dephospho-CoA kinase activity; pantetheine-phosphate adenylyltransferase activity. The record is from RefSeq and is a predicted model, not a curated record.
AGACCAGCAGAAGAAGUCGUACAGUGUUCUUCUUCCCCGAAAGAAAAAAAAAGACAAACAGAAAAAGAAAACGGAGAAAAAUGAUCGCUGCCCCCGACGACGGCGCCAUCCCGGCCGGAGCGCCGCCGCCGCCGGCUCCAGAGGAGGCGAAAACUCCGGCGUACAGGUCGGUGGUACUCGGCGGCACCUUCGACCGCCUCCACGACGGCCACCGCCGCCUUCUCAAGGCCUCGGCGGAUUUGGCGAGCGAUCGGAUCGUGGUCGGCGUCUGCACGGGGCCCAUGCUCGUCAAGAAGGAGUAUGCCGAGCUGAUUGAGGCCGUCGAGAAGCGCAUCAAGGCCGUGGAGAAUUACAUCAAGUCUAUUAAACCAGAACUGAUAGUACAAGUGGAGCCUAUUGAUGAUCCUUAUGGUCCAUCCAUUACUGAUGAUAAGUUGGAUGCCAUUAUUGUCAGCAAGGAGACAUUAAAUGGUGGACUUGCUGUAAAUGGAAAAAGAGAAGAGAAAGGGCUGCCACUGUUGAAGGUUGAGGUUGUUGAUCUCCUUUCUGGAGGUGUGGAGGGGGAGAAAUUGAGUUCGUCUGCUUUAAGGAAGCUUGAGGCCGAGCAAGCCAAACAACGCAAAAUAAAAAUUGCUAACCAUGAAGCUUCUUAUGGAGGAAAAAGAAUACUUGAAUCUGGUUAGCUGAAUGCACAAAUCCUGGGUGAUCUACCCCAAGCUCGUUCAACAAAAAGUGAUCAGAGCGGGCAGUUUGGUUAUCUCUCUGGAGGAAUAAUCUUCUAACAUCGGCCCAUGGCCCUGUAACAGUGUUAUUCUAACCUUAUUAACUCAAUUUGGGCAACAUGGAUUCUUCUCCACUAAUCAAAUUUACAGAUUUUGUAUUGGCAUUGCCAUCUGAAUGUAAAAAGGAAGUCCCCUUGGGGUUGUCUAGAAUAGUGGCAAAACUACAAAUGAAUAUGGUGCACCUUUUGUCAUGUACUCAUGUGAUGUGUACUUCAUAAGAACUCAUGCAAUAUAACUAAUCAUUAUGCUCU